Messenger RNA from Calidris pugnax (ruff), 3356 nucleotides. Its product is annotated as collagen alpha-1(II) chain-like. Gene Ontology annotation, molecular function: protein binding; extracellular matrix structural constituent. Bases 1 to 3312 code for a protein of 1103 amino acids. Gene Ontology annotation, cellular component: collagen type II trimer. The record is from RefSeq and is a predicted model, not a curated record. The transcript is spliced from 33 exons. Lineage: Eukaryota; Metazoa; Chordata; Aves; Charadriiformes; Scolopacidae.
AUGGAGGAGGUCACUGCUGUUGGAGAUGGUCACUGGUGGUGGAGAUGUUCACUGGUGGUGGUGGAGGAGGCCACUGGUGGUGGAGGAGGCCAUUGCUGCCUGCAGGAGGGGCAGCGCUAUCGCGAUAAGGACGUGUGGAAGCCGGAGCCCUGCCGCAUCUGUGUGUGUGACACGGGGACUGUCCUCUGCGACGACAUCAUCUGCGAGGAGCUGCGGGACUGUCCCAGCCCCGAAAUCCCCUUCGGAGAGUGCUGCCCCAUAUGCCCCACUGACCAGCCCAGCGGUUGUAAUUUAUUUAUUUACCCCACCUUUCCCAGGGCUUGUAAUUUAUUUAUUUACCGCUAUCGCGAUAAGGACGUGUGGAAGCCGGAGCCCUGCCGCAUCUGUGUGUGUGACACGGGGACUGUCCUCUGCGACGACAUCAUCUGCGAGGAGCUGCGGGACUGUCCCAGCCCCGAAAUCCCCUUCGGAGAGUGCUGCCCCAUAUGCCCCACUGACCAGCCCAGCGGUUGUGUUGGAGGUGACAGGGUGACCAUCACCGUGACAUGGGGGGUGGGUGGUGGGGUGACCAUCACCGUGGCGUCAGGGCUGGUGGAGGUGACCGUCCCCGUGGUGCUGGGGGGAGAAUCGGGGUCACCCGGCGAGAACGGCUCCCCCGGCCCCAUGCCGCUGGGACCCAAGGGACAGACGGGAGAACCCGGCAUCGCGGGCUUCAAGGGCGAGCAGGGACCCAAGGGCGAGACGGGACCCGCAGGACCCCAAGGUGCCCCCGGACCGGCUGGUGAGGAAGGCAAGAGAGGAGCCCGCGGUGAGCCCGGUGCUGCCGGCCCCGUGGGACCACCUGGAGAGAGGGGUGCUCCUGGCAAUCGGCAGCUCCUGGGGUCAGGCAGACCCCUGGGAGACCCCAGAGCAGUUGGGCAGGACGGGGUCCCCAGUGUCCCCCCCACAUGGGGGUUCGGCCACCCCAGCCCCCCCAAAUUCCUUCCCUCCCCCCAGGGUCUCACUGGCCGCCCAGGAGAUGCUGGACCUCAAGGCAAAGUCGGUCCAACCGGUGCCCCCGGCGAGGACGGUCGCCCCGGCCCCCCCGGCCCCCAGGGUGCUCGCGGCCAGCCUGGCGUGAUGGGUUUCCCUGGUCCCAAAGGUGCUAAUGGUGAGCCUGGAAAAGCUGGUGAGAAAGGACUCCCCGGUGCCCCGGGGUUGCGGGGUCUCCCCGGCAAGGAUGGCGAAACAGGAGCUGCUGGCCCCCCAGGACCUGCCGGUCCGGCGGGAGAGAGGGGAGAGCAAGGAGCCCCCGGUCCCUCCGGAUUCCAGGGUGUUCCUGGAGAAGCCGGUGCCCCCGGUCUCGUCGGUCCCAGAGGUGAACGUGGCUUCCCCGGUGAACGUGGCUCCCCUGGUGCACAAGGGCUGCAGGGUCCCCGCGGGCUCCCUGGCACUCCGGGCACCGACGGACCCAAGGGUGCAACUGGCCCCGCUGGCCCCAACGGAGCCCAGGGUCCCCCAGGGCUGCAGGGAAUGCCCGGGGAGAGAGGAGCCGCCGGCAUCGCCGGUCCCAAGGGAGACCGGGGCGACGUGGGAGAGAAGGGUCCCGAGGGAGCCCCCGGAAAGGACGGCGCACGUGGUCUGACUGGUCCCAUCGGCCCCCCCGGCCCUGCUGGCCCCAACGGCGAGAAGGGAGAAUCCGGCCCCCCUGGUCCAUCUGGCGCUGCCGGUGCCCGUGAGCGUGGUGAACCCGGUGCCCCCGGUCCUGCUGGAUUUGCUGGCCCCCCUGGAGCCGACGGGCAACCCGGUGCCAAAGGAGAGCAAGGAGAGCCUGGGCAGAAGGGGGAUGCCGGUGCCCCCGGUCCCCAAGGUCCCUCCGGAGCACCUGGCCCACAGGGUCCAACUGGUGUAACUGGUCCCAAAGGAGCCCGGGGUGCUCAGGGUCCCCCCGGAGCCACCGGAUUCCCCGGCGCCGCUGGCCGCGUGGGACCACCCGGCCCUAACGGGAACCCUGGCUCCGACGGCCCCCCCGGCAGAGACGGCGCAGCUGGCGUCAAGGGCGAUCGUGGUGAGACGGGUCCCGUGGGUGCCCCCGGUGCCCCCGGUGCCCCCGGAGCUCCCGGUCCCGUGGGUCCCACCGGAAAACAAGGAGACAGAGGCGAGACGGCUGACACGUGCCCCUUCUCCCCCUCCCAGGGUCCCCAAGGACCUCGCGGUGACAAGGGUGAGACAGGAGAGGCUGGAGAGAGAGGGCUGAAGGGCCACCGUGGCUUCACCGGGCUGCAGGGGCUUCCUGGACCCCCCGGUCCUUCUGGAGAUCAAGGUGCUGCUGGUCCUGCGGGUCCCUCCGGUCCCAGGGGUCCUCCCGGCCCCGUGGGCCCCUCUGGCAAAGACGGCUCCAACGGCAUGCCCGGCCCCAUUGGACCCCCUGGCCCCCGAGGACGAAGCGGAGAACCCGGUCCCGCGGGUCCUCCUGGAAACCCAGGUCCCCCCGGUCCUCCCGGUCCCCCCGGCACCGGCAUUGACAUGUCGGCUUUCGCUGGCCUGGGUCAACCGGAGAAGGGUCCCGAUCCCAUCCGUUACAUGCGGGCGGACGAGGCGGCGGGUGGCCUGCGACAGCAUGAUGUGGAGGUGGACGCCACCCUCAAGUCCCUCAACAACCAGAUCGAGAGCAUCCGCAGCCCCGAGGGCUCCAAGAAGAACCCAGCCAGGACUUGCCGCGACAUCAAGCUUUGCCAUCCCGAGUGGAAGAGCGGAGACUACUGGAUCGACCCCAACCAGGGCUGCACUUUGGAUGCCAUCAAAGUGUUCUGCAACAUGGAGACGGGCGAGACCUGUGUCUACCCCAACCCCAGCAGCAUCCCCAAGAAGAACUGGUGGACAAGCAAGACCAAAGACAAGAAGCACGUCUGGUUUGCCGAGACCAUUAACGGCGGUUUCCACUUUAGCUACGGCGAUGAAGACCUGGCUCCCAACACCGCCAACAUCCAGAUGACCUUCCUCCGCCUCCUCUCCACCGAAGGCUCCCAGAACGUCACUUACCACUGCAAGAACAGCGUGGCCUACAUGGAUGAGGAGACGGGCAACCUGAAGAAGGCCAUCCUCAUCCAGGGCUCCAACGACGUGGAGAUCAGAGCCGAGGGCAACAGCAGGUUCACCUACAGCGUCUUGGAGGACGGUUGCACGAAACACACGGGCAAAUGGGGCAAGACGGUCAUCGAGUACCGGUCGCAGAAGACCUCGCGCCUGCCCAUUGUAGAUAUUGCACCUAUGGACAUUGGUGGAGCCGAGCAGGAGUUUGGGGUGGAUAUCGGCCCGGUCUGCUUCUUGUAAAAAAACCAGAAAGAAAAAGAGAAAAUUGUUUUAUUUGUGUGUUU